AGACAAGCCUGUAACUUGACAAAAUUGCCCUUCCAUCCUCAUGGUCAUGGCGGGGCCUCUCUAUAAAUGCGGCCCUUUCCCUGCUUUUCUCCUCUCCGGUGACGACUACGAGUCAUUGAGGAUUGGCUUGCCGGUGGACUCUCAACUCACCAUGGGUGAGAAGAAGGCGAAGAAAGACGAGGGCGAGAAGGCGAAGAGCGAUGAUAGCAAUGGAAUCACAGUGGUCUUGAAGACCGAGAUGCAUUGCGAGGGCUGUGCCACUAAGAUACUGAAAUGCGUCAGGACCAUCGAAGGAGUGGAGAAGGCGAAGGCGGAGUGGGAGUCGAACAAGCUGACGGUGAAGGGGGAUGUGGACCCGGCGGAGCUGAGGGAGGAGCUGCAGGAGAGGCUCAACAAGAAGGUGGAGCUCGUCUCCCCUUCUCAGCUGCCCAAGAAAGACAAGGAUGGGGGUAAUGGUAACAGCGGCAAAAAAUCAGACAGCAACAAAGACAACAAGAAGAAGGACGACAACAAAAGCGGCAGCAAGGACAACAAGAAGAAGGCCGACGAGAAAAAGGCCAAAGAGAAGGAGGCUCCGGUUACGACGGCGGUUCUGAAGCUGAGGCUCCAUUGCGAGGGUUGCAUUGUCAAGAUCGGCAAAACUGCCUUAAAAACCAAAGGGGUUGCGAGCAUUGCCAUAGACAAGGCGAAGGAGUUGGUGACUGUGACGGGCACGAUGGACGUGAAGGCCUUAGCUGAGAGCCUGGAGGAGAAGAUGAAGAGAUCCGUCCAGAUUGUCAGCCCGAAAAAGGACAAAGAUGGUGGCGGCGGCGGUGAAGGAAACAACAAUGGCGGAGGAGGCGGAGGCGGAGGCGGGAAGAAGAAUAAGAAGCAAGACGGCGGAGGAGACGAUGGCGAUGAUCACGCGGAGAAUGACGGUGGAAUGUUUCACGUGAACGGGAUGGAGUACGUUGGCCCGCUGAUGCCGAGCUAUGGCCCUGUAGCAUAUGGCCCGGGGUAUAUGUAUGGGGCUGCUGCUGGAUCAGGGCCAGGGUACGGUUAUCCCUACCCUAACCCGUUUGCAUAUGGUAACAAUCUGCACGCGCCCCAGAUGUUCAGUGACGAGAACCCGAACGCAUGCUCGGUCAUGUGAUGGUGAUUGGAGUGAGUCAGCACGAAUGGAUUAUCAUCAUGUUAGAAAAAGAUCAAUCGAAUUGUAAAUAGGGAGAGGAAAAUUUUGUGGGGGUGGUGGGCCGAAUGUUGACUUUUGUUAAGACUUAUAGGAGGUGGUUCUGUUUAAAUGGUGAAGAAUGGUCGGUGGCACAUUAUAAUUCUAUCUCUGCUAGUGAAAUAUAUGUAUGAUUUUAUAUAUGGUUGGUUGGUAAGCAUUUUGGAAUAUUAUUGAUGAUAUAUAUGAUGAUUAGAGAGGAUUGUUCUUUUGAAUGAA
This is a messenger RNA of Punica granatum (pomegranate), 1426 nucleotides long. The record is from RefSeq and is a predicted model, not a curated record. NCBI's taxonomy places the organism in Eukaryota, Viridiplantae, Streptophyta, Magnoliopsida, Myrtales, Lythraceae.